Molecule: messenger RNA, 6420 nt
Organism: Hylaeus volcanicus
Lineage: Eukaryota; Metazoa; Arthropoda; Insecta; Hymenoptera; Colletidae
Gene: NaPi-T
Product: sialin
Exons: 8
Coding region: 609-2159 (516 amino acids)
Biological process (GO): monoatomic anion transport; transmembrane transport
Cellular component (GO): plasma membrane
Molecular function (GO): transmembrane transporter activity
Source: RefSeq, a predicted model, not a curated record
AUUCUACUCGCUGUAAUCUACGGGAUAACGUAGAAAAAGAAAAGAAGAAAACAAAUAAAAAAAUUCAAGUCUGGCAAAGUUGUGUUUAACCAAAUGAAAUGUUUAGAAUAACGCGGCGAACGUGUAAUCACUGUUAUCGGGAUCAUUUCCGCAGGGGUGGAGGUUCACCUCCUUAAGGUUCCCGUGGUUGCGAUCGAAUAACAGCCGUGCAGUGUUCUCCGCGACACUUGCUUGAUUAACGCACGCCAAUAGACAGACGGCAUCCAGCGGAAAAGUCGUAAACGAAAAAUGUUAAAGCGAAGUCUGCCGUUAUUUGACGAAUGAACAACAGUUCUCUCAUACGUGGAAAUGCUAGGAACGAUGUGCGUACAUCGGGACGCGUAAUAAAAUUAUUUUUUAUCGAGAAAAACUUGCCGCGUUCGAAGACACGUUUUAAUUGAGGAUUUUGUGGUCCUCGAGAUACCGCGCCGAGCGUUGACACUGAGGCAUAGAUCCGAGCAAAGCGGACGAAUUUUUUGACGCAUGCAGACGACGAUAUUUCGCGUUUCUUCGAGUUACAUUUUAGUCGGAAUAUUAUUCGCCGGACCGCGGAGGUGGAAAUCGAGAAGAUGAGUAAGAGAAAAGAAAUGGUAACUUGUCGAGAUGUGCUGUGGUACCUUGUUUUCUGCGGCUUCGCCAUCAACUAUAUGUUGCGAAUCAACUUGAAUCUGACAAUAGUGGCGAUGGUGAUGCCCCGUGCGAAGGGAGCUGCUGCUACUGCCCAGUGCAAUCCUGAAAUUGCCAAUACAACAUUAGAAGGAAGUGGCAAUCUUACAGUGGUGUCUACUGCUGUACCAAUUUCAGAGAAUGUCACGUACGAAGACAGAUUUGCUUGGACUGAGUUCGAGCAAGGUCUAGCGUUGGGAUCUUAUUUCUGGAUACACUGGUUGUCGCAGCUUCCUGGAGGACUGUUGGCCAGACGUUAUGGAACCAAGCUUGUGUUUGGUCUGGGGAACCUCCUGACAGCUGUUAUAGGCUUCCUCAUUCCAAUUCUGACCCGCCAACACCUUUAUGCUCUCAUUGCCUUGCGAGUUCUUCAAGGUCUGGCAGCAGGUGUUGUAUGGCCUUCGAUGCAUAACAUGACAGCUAAAUGGAUUCCUGCAGUUGAGAGGAGCAAAUUUGUCAGUUCCUAUUUAGGUAGCUCUGUAGGUGCAGCUAUAACUUAUCCACUUUGUGCAGCUGUCAGUAGCUCGUAUGGUUGGAGUGCAGCUUUUUAUGUAACGUCUUCGCUUGGAGUAAUCUGGUACUGUGCCUGGUUAUUCCUGGCAUACGAUUCACCCCAGGAACAUCCUCGAAUAUCUGAAGAGGAAAAGAAAUAUAUAAUAGAUAAUAUCAGAGAAACAGUCGACGAAGAAAAAUCUGAAAUACCCUGGAAGUCCAUAUUGCUGUCUGUCCCAGUUUGGAUGACUAUUGCCGGACAGUGGGGCAGUGGCUGGGGUUUCCUUACUUUGAUGACCCAAACUCCGAGUUACUUCAAUUUCAUUCAUGGCUGGAACAUCAACGCGACUGGCCUUGUUUCCGGAGCUCCUCAUCUACUGAGAAUGAUUUUCUCAUACUACUUCUCAGUCUUUUGCGAUUGGCUCAUACGUACCAAGAGAAUGAGUUUGACAAACGUCAGGAAGCUAGCUACGUUUGCAUGCACAGGUGUGCAAGGGAUGUUCAUCCUGUUUUUGGCUUACAGUGGCUGCCAGCCAGUUCUUGCUGUGAUCUUUAUGAUAGCAGGAACUACCAUGAACGGCGCCAUUUCUGCUUCCACCUUACCAAACUUUGUCGACCUCAGCCCUAACUAUGCUAGCGUACUUCUUGGCUUUUGUGGGAUGAUAAUAAUCUGGUCCGGUUUCAUUUCACCUGCUAUCGUUGGAAGUCUAACGAAUAAAAACCAAACUGUGGAACAAUGGCAGAAAGUUUUUAUCAUAGCCGCUGCUAAUUCUAUAGCGAGCGCUAUUGUGUAUUUACUAUUUGGAACUUCGGAGCUACAACCAUGGAACAGUUAUGGAAAACCAAGUCCACAAAAGGAGCAAGAAAUGGAGAAGUUAACAGAUCUGCCAGUAAUAAAAUGUGAACACGUAGACGAGAAAACGAACGGGACCGAGAAAGAUGGAAUUUUAGAAAAGAAAUAGAAGAAAUAAGAAUGUCCCGUUGGUAAAAAUAGGAUAAAGUACAGCAAAUAUAUUUUUUAAAGAUUUUUAAAUAGGCUUCUUAUUGCGUGAUUACAAUUUACAACUCACAGAACACAGACUCUUUAUCAAGAAAAAAAAUGCGCACUAAAAUGGAACAGAAGCGUGUUUAAUGAAAACAAAUAUUUUAAGAGCUUCAUCAAAGACUGAAUUGUACACCAUGUAUCGUUUAAAAUACUAACCUGUAUUAUAGACUGUAAAUAAGCCUCAGUCAUUCAAAUAGUGUCACAUGGAGUGUCGAGCAUUAAAACCAUUCAAAUAUAGAAUAACAAAUAUGUAAAUAAGGAGAGAACAAAUACUAAUUAAAACAUAGUGAUAACCAUCAAUGAUGUACCAAUUAAAACAUGCUAUUGUCACAUUUUCAGCUUCACGUAACUGAACUGCAACUAAAGAAACUUAAAUCAAACAUGUUAUGAUAUAUUACAAUUGUUUACAAUUGUGUGUAUGUACUUUGCAAUUUCUGUAGAUAUGUGUAUAAUAAAUGUAGGUAGUGUUCGUAUGUAUGCCAUAGGAUUAUAUAGUCUACUAUAUACACACAAGUUCACAAAAACUCUCUGAAAACAGUGGUACCAGCAGAGAAACAAGUCACUGACAGUUUGUAUGCCCAAGAUAAAUGCACAGAAGACAAUUCCAUGCAACAUUGAUGCAUUAGCAGAAAUGGAAAGAAUGCAAAAUAUUAACAAUAGAUACGUAUAUAGUAAAAUUUGAUUUAAAGAAUUAUAAGACUAGCAGUAUAAUAAAAAGUAUACAAAAAAAACUUUGGAAAAUGUGUAUUAGGACACAGAAAAUAAUUAUUUUCUCUUAACAUGCUUAGGCUAGUAUCACUAAAAAUAAAAUCAUUAGGAUAAACUAUUUAAAAGUUCAUUUACUAGUGACUAAUACAUUAUUAUAAAAAAGAAUGCGUGCCUCAUCCUUUGAAUUUUAAUAGGACUAGCCUAAGAAUACUAUGUCAGAACAAAAUUUAUAGUGCAUUUAUAAAUAAAAAGCCUUUUUUAUACCACUUUUUUGUUUUGUUCAAUGUAAGUAAUUAUGCAAACAUUUCUAUUGUGGCUUUUCUGUUUUUGUAUUAUUAUGCACAUAACCUCAAUUCAAUGAAAUAAGGAAAAAGUAUCCUCAACCUAUUUAAAAACCACAUAUGAAAAAUUAAGGGAUAUCAAAUCGUGCAGAAAAACAUUUUCUGAAAGGAAUACCUCGUCUGACUUUACAAUUAAUCAUUGACUAGUAUCCUUAACUAUAUAUAAUAUAUACAUUGUUGAGGUUAUGUUACAGUUGAAAAUUGUAUCAUAAAACACUGAACUCUAUAGUGUAGUGCUAAAAAAACAUUGAAUGAUGGAUGGAUACACUAUCUAUGGUGUAACUUUUGUUACGUACAAUCUUUUUUCAACAUGGUAUACUUUACAACAUAAAGAUUGAUGAUAUCGAUACUCUUUUUUUCUGAUACAAAUCCAUGGAGUGCAAAGGAUUAGUAAGCAUGCUAUGUAUGUAAUACUCUAAAAGCAUUGACACAACCAUAUUUUAGUACAAAUAUCAUCUUGUGGAAUAAAGAUGUCGAAGAGGUGUCUAUACUAAAAAAAAUUAUACAUUGCUGUAUAGUUUUUUGAUUCCAGAACUCAUUUAUAUUCACUUUCGUUAUACAUACUUCCUUAACAAUCUAUGUCAUAAGGAAAUGAAAUUCUAAAGAAUGUUUAGAUUAUUUAUACUAUAUGGCCCUCCGUAUUGUUAGAAUAGAUCAAUGUGCAUAUCGGGUGUGUGGUGCCUUCCACGUAGACUUGAACGUAUUAUGACAGAUCACAUGAUGACAAAAAUCUACAUUGCUUAUCCUGCCAGUGGAAACGCAUUGCAACAGUCGCCAUGCUUUUAUCAAACAGUAUUUCCAUAAACUGACACAUAUAUUCCUUUAUCUCGCUCAGAAAAACCUAGAUAUUAUCACAGUUUCUCUUCCAGCGUUAACUCACACUUAAAUACAUUACUGUUUCCUUUUCUCCCACAGUAAUUACAACCCUAAUAAAACCUUACUAUUUAGUCAUGGGUGCAACCAAAACAUUCGCAAAAUAGUAUACUAUUAUACUUUUGGUUUUCCACUCGAUCCUAGCAUUACUUUUCUAAACAUUGUUUAAUUUCAUUUUAUUUAUAAACAGCGAUAUGCAUAGGAUGAUUAUAGAAAUUGGAAUAUGUUACGCUUAUUUUUAAAAACAAAUUUUUAGCUUAUUAGUUCAAACUAUUUGGAUGUAAAGAUGUCAUCUCGAUGAAAUCACAAGGGUAAAUUAUAUCCUUUCAAAGGAUAUAUAAAGUUAUAUUGUAUCAUGAAUUAUAUCAUAUCUUCCAUAUUUUCAUAUAUGCCUCGAUUCUGAUGACAUCACAAAUUAAGAUAUCGAGAUAAAAUUAUGAAAUGUUUUGACAGCACCCAUAUUAUUAACCACAUCGAACACUUGUCUAUACUAGAUAGACGAUGUCUAAGCUCAAAUACCAAGGACUUAUUUUAAGAUCUUAACAACGAAUCUUUUUGUUGGCAGGAAGACUACUUGUUUACAAGCUUGAAGCAAGAUUCUUAUUUCUGAAACUGUUAACACGUUAAGCGUUGCAUCAGUCACCAUUGACUACUUGUUAGUGAUGUACAAUUUGAAAUAUUAUAUUCUUAAGUUAAAUGUUACAUUAAAUGCGUUGAAGAUCAUAAAAAUGUACUCAAAAUAGCUCUACGAUAUUGUUUUAGAAGAACUAAUUUGAUUUGACCCGGAAAAUAAUCUUUUCCAAUUACAUUGGAACAUGAAUCAAUGGUAACCGACUGAAGAAAGAAGCAUUUCUGAAAAAGCCAAUAAAAAUACACAUUGUAGUAUAUAAAUUGUAAUGAGAUUACAUAGUAGCGUGCAAUAAUAACAAAAUAGGCUUGGCGCUUAACGUGUUAAGCACAUUGAACACUUUUUCAUUCUAAAUAAACGAUGUCUAAGCUCAAGUACCAUGCACUUAUGUCAAGACAUUAACAACGAAUCCCUUUGUUUGGCAGGAAGACUACUCGUUUACAAGCUUGAAGCAAGAUUCUCUUUUCUAAAGCUUUUAAGCACUUUUAAGUAGAUUUUUAAAUCUUAAAUAGCGUAAAAUGGUCAGCAUCGUUUCUUGAACUAUUGACUUGUGACAAUCAUGAACUGUUAAGCAGAUAAAAUCGAGGUUCGUUGGGAUUCUAUGUUCAUCGCAGAGACUAAUAAAUUUCUUUUAAAUAGAAACUAAAUGGACGUACAUGUACACAUAGCAUUUGUUACUUAACAUUAAAUCCUACAUAUAAAUAGACGGAAAACACAAUAGUGCGACUAGCGUUGAAACUGCGCAAUACAAACGCAAGUAUAUGUAAAUACGCAGUUGGAAGCUCGAAGCUUGAGAGCCUCGCUUAAACGUAAUAACAAAGUGUUUGUUGCAUAGUUAAUAUUUAGGCCUUAAGUAGGAAUCUAUCAUGAGGUAAAUCGAAUUUAAAGUUUCACGACAUAAUAAAAUUCACGAUUUAUACAUUAUAUAUUAAAUACCUUAAGUAGGUGUUCAUCUAUAUUUACGUAUUUGUGUAUAUUUAUAUUAAAGUGCUCUCCAAAAUGGGCUCUAAAAUUUUGUUUGUUCAAUAACAAAAUGCGUGUGAUAGCAUCACUUCCAUUUUAAAUAUGAAACUUGGAUAUAUUCCAUAUUGUUUGUGUCUUAUUAAAAAAACAAAAUCUUAAAGUCCUUUAUGGAAAAUCCUUUAUAACGUGUAUGUGAUAAUAUUCAACUCGCUCUCUAUUCAAUAUAGAAUUUCAAAACUGUGCUUCUAUGCAACAAGUGAUUCUUUCAUCGAUUAUAUUGAUCUGAGGUUCUAUUUUUAUAGAUCUAUCAUUUACUUCUUCUUUUUUUGUAUUUUAAAUAUUUAACAAUGUAUUCCUAAAAUAAUACAAAAUAAAUAACAUCCUCGACCAGAAAGGAAAAUCUUUUCUAUGCGUUGUACAGCUCGAGAGCCUUACUUAUAUUUUUCUAGAAUAUAAACGUUUUCAAAAACCAACAAAUAAAUAAAUAAAUAAAUAAGGAUUUUCAAUUAUUGUUUAAGUCCCACUGAGAAUGCAGUCGGUGACAUUUUGGAAACUCGUUUUGAUGAUGCUAUCUGUAUCCGUAUCUUUCUAAUUGUUUAGAUUUAUGCUCGAGUCCAAUAUUUAAAUGCCACUUAAAUAUAAAGUUUUCGUAUGCUACCCUGUGC